GCUGGCCGGCACUACUCCUACAGGAGGCUCAGCCGCUUAAGGGCGAGGCUUCAUACGUGGGCGUCAGCGGUUUCGGCUACGGCGGCACCAACAGCCACGCGCUUGCGUUCGGCAAGAAUGUUGUCACCUCACGCGGUGGGAAUGGGAAAAACUCUGCCGAUACCCUUAUCCGCCAAGUCCGCGCCGCACCUCCUGAGAUUGCCAUGGUGGGGGACAACUUUGAAGACUGGCAGAGCAAUGGUGUCCCAUAUCUGUCGAUGAAGCCAGGCCAGUCCUACCAGGUGGACAUCAUGGAGGGCGGCC
Molecule: messenger RNA, 303 nt
Organism: Symbiodinium pilosum
Lineage: Eukaryota; Dinophyceae; Suessiales; Symbiodiniaceae
Source: the annotation of a GenBank genome assembly